UCAUCAUAUCACACUUAGCUUACUAUAAACAGAUCGAAAUCGCAACUCACAACCCCACAAAUGGCAUACCCUACUGUCGUGCUCAUCCCACUAUGCGUCCCAGGCCACCUCACAUCCAUGCUCGAAGCCGGCAAGCGGCUGCUCGCCACAAGCCGCUGCCCCAUGUCGCUCACCGUGCUCGUCACGCAGAUGACCAUGUCCGCCAACCUGAUGUCCGACGUCGCCGACAUCAUCCGGCGGGAAGCAGCAGACUCCGCCUUCGACAUCCGCUUCGUCCACCUCCCCGCCGUCGAGCUCCCCACCGCCGCCGACGGCCUCGAGGAUUUCAUGAUGCGCUUCAUACAGCUCCACGACACAUACGUCAAGGAAGCCGUCUCCGGCAUCUCGUCCCCGGUAGCCGCCGUCGUGAUCGACUACUUCUGCACCACCCUGCUGGACGUCACCCGCGAGCUCGCGCUGCCGGUGUACGUCUACUUGACGUCCGGCGCGUCGAUGCUCGCGCUCCUGCUGCGGUUGCCGGCGCUGGAUGAGGAGAUCGCCGGAGAUUUCGAGGCCAUGGGAGAAGCAGCAGCGGUUGAUCUGCCCGGGAUGCCGCCGGUACCGGCUCGUCUCAUGCCAACUCCCAUCAUGACGAAGAAUGCAAACUUCACGUGGCUCGUGUACCACGGCAACCGCUUCAUGGAGGCCGCUGGCAUCAUCGUCAACACGGUGGCCGAGCUGGAGCAGUCCAUCCUUGCAGCCAUCGCCGAUGGCCUCUGCGUGCCCGGACGCCGCGCUCCAACCGUCUACCCGAUCGGCCCCGUCGUCAUGCCUGUCAACAAGCAGCCGGCCGCCGGCGGCGACGGCGAGCAGCUACAGCACGAGUGCGUGAGGUGGCUCGACGCACAGCCACCAGCAUCCGUCGUGCUGCUCUGCUUUGGCAGCAUGGGCGGCAGCUUCCCGUCGCCGCAGGUCCGAGAGAUCGCCGACGCCCUCGAGCACAGCGGCCACCGCUUCCUGUGGGUACUCCGUGGCCCGAUACCCGCCGAUUCCAAGUACCCAACGGAUGCCGACCUCGACGAGCUGCUCCCAGAAGGGUUCUUGGAGAGGACCAAGGGCAGGGGUCUGGUGUGGCCCAAGUGGGCGCCGCAGAAGGACAUCCUCGCCAGCCCUGCCGUCGGCGGCUUCGUGACCCACUGCGGGUGGAACUCGAUCCUCGAGAGCCUGUGGCACGGCGUGCCGCUGGUGCCGUGGCCGCUGUUCGCGGAGCAGCACCUGAACGCGUUCGAGCUCGUGUCCGUGAUGGGCGUCGCCGUGGCCAUGAAAGUGGACAGGAAGCGCGGCAACUUGGUCGAGGCGGCGGAGCUGGAGCGCGUGGUCCGGAGCCUGAUGGGUGGGUCGGAGGAGGAGGGGAGGAAAGCGCGAGAGAAAGCCACGGAGGCCAAGGACCUUUGCCGGAAAGCCGUGGCCGACGGCGGGUCCUCGGCGGCGUCGCUGCAAGAACUUGCGCGUGAGAUUGGAGAGCACAGAGAACACCAAGGAAGAACGGAAGCAACGCCGCCGCUUCCUCAACAAGUUCGCUACGCCGCUGCCACCCUUGGAGCUGCACGCCAUGGGUGACCUCCGAUCCUGAAUGGUCGAUGAUGCAGACCAUGUGGCUCUUGACUGUCACCAGGUUUCAACAUGUCGUCAAUCUAGGUAAUGUUAGUCGAGAGUGGUUCCAGAUAAAAGGGGAGUCGUAGGGUGGUUCUUUAGUAGGAGGCAUUUGGCUGAGAGAGGUGUGUAACCGGCAUUCAGCGUUCAAAGUAAAAUCGGUUCAAGGUCAGUGAACCAGGUACUAGUGUCGCAGUUGUACUCAUCCGGUCCAAGGUCAAUGAACCGAGGCCGCAACAUGUUGUAUCCAUGUUUAAUGAUGAAUGAGAGAACAAUUGCAUCGAU
This is a messenger RNA of Sorghum bicolor (sorghum), 1917 nucleotides long. Its product is annotated as anthocyanidin 3-O-glucosyltransferase 2. NCBI's taxonomy places the organism in Eukaryota, Viridiplantae, Streptophyta, Magnoliopsida, Poales, Poaceae. Gene Ontology annotation, molecular function: UDP-glycosyltransferase activity. Bases 61 to 1599 code for a protein of 512 amino acids. The transcript has a single exon. The record is from RefSeq and is a predicted model, not a curated record.